Molecule: messenger RNA, 377 nt
Organism: Cladocopium goreaui
Lineage: Eukaryota; Dinophyceae; Suessiales; Symbiodiniaceae
Source: the annotation of a GenBank genome assembly
CCGUUGUGCGGGAUGUGUCUGCGCUGUUUGCUCUCCAUGUGCUGCGGCUCCUUUCGGCAUGGUGCAUGCAGGCGCCGUUUAUCAACGUUGUGCUCGCGGCUGCGGACUGGUUUGCGAUCAAACCAACUUGAAAGAUCACGAAGGACGCUGCACUGGAGAAGAGAGGCUUAAAUCAGGCAAGACGCUCCGGGUGCGCAAGCAAUCUCCAGAGUUUGCUAAGGCCAGCACAGACUUCAAGAAAGAGAUGGCGGAAGACUUUGGACACGAGCCUUUCAUUAUCCAAUGCCGCAACUGCACCACCCGGUGCAAUUUCAAGAAGGCAGAGAAGGGUGCCUCUUACCAAGAGAUUCUGGCAAGAUUUCACGAACAUUUCACAG